Molecule: messenger RNA, 4825 nt
Organism: Loxodonta africana (African savanna elephant)
Lineage: Eukaryota; Metazoa; Chordata; Mammalia; Proboscidea; Elephantidae
Gene: USP28
Product: ubiquitin specific peptidase 28
Exons: 26
Coding region: 15-3506 (1163 amino acids)
Biological process (GO): regulation of proteasomal protein catabolic process; DNA damage checkpoint signaling; protein deubiquitination
Cellular component (GO): nucleus; cytosol
Molecular function (GO): proteasome binding; cysteine-type deubiquitinase activity; protein binding
Source: RefSeq, a predicted model, not a curated record
CGGAGUCUCCUCCUAUGAGGCUGCUCUGUCGGCGGCGGCGUGAAGCCGGGGACCCGCGGAGGGGCGCCUCGGCCAUGACUGCGGAGUUGCAGCAGGACGAAACGGCCGGCGCAGCCGACAGCCACAGCUCGAGCUGCCAAAUGCUGUUAAAUCAACUGAGAGAAGUCACAGGCAUUCAGGACCCUUCCUUUCUUCAUGAAGCUUUGAAGGCUAGUAAUGGUGACAUCACCCAGGCCGUCAGUCUUCUCACAGAUGAAAGAGUUAAGGAACCCAGUCAAGACAGUGUUGCUACAGAACCAUCUGAAGUGGAGGACAGUGCUGCCAACAAAGAAGUACUAGCAAAAGUGAUAGACCUUACUCAUGAUAACAAAGAUGAUCUUCAGGCUGCCAUUGCUCUGAGUCUACUGGAAUCCCCGAAAAUUCAAGCUGAUGGAAGAGAUCUUAACAGGAUGCACGAAGCAACCUCUGCAGAAACUAAACGCUCCAAGAGAAAACGCUGUGAGGUCUGGGGAGAAAAUCCCAACCCCCGUGACUGGAGAAGAGUCGAUGGCUGGCCAGUUGGGCUGAAAAACGUUGGCAACACAUGUUGGUUUAAUGCUGUUAUUCAGUCUCUCUUUCAAUUGCCCGAAUUUCGAAGACUUGUUCUCAGCUAUAGCCUGCCACAAAAUGUACUUGAAAAUUGUCGAAGUCACACGGAAAAGAGAAAUAUCGUGUUUAUGCAAGAGCUUCAGUAUCUGUUUGCUCUGAUGAUGGGAUCAAAUCGCAAAUUUGUAGAUCCUUCAGCAGCCCUGGAUCUCUUAAAAGGAGCAUUCCGAUCAUCUGAGGAACAGCAGCAAGAUGUGAGUGAAUUCACACACAAGCUCCUGGAUUGGCUAGAGGACGCAUUCCAGCCAGCUGUUAAUGUUAACAGCAACUCCAGCAACAAAUGUGAAAACCCAAUGGUGCAGCUUUUCUACGGUACUUUCCUGACUGAAGGGGUUCGUGAAGGAAAGCCCUUUUGUAACAGCGAGACCUUUGGCCAGUAUCCCCUUCAGGUAAACGGUUAUCGCAACUUAGAUGAAUGUUUGGAAGGGGCCAUGGUGGAGGGUGAUGUUGAGCUGCUUCCUUCCGAUCAUUCAGUGAAGUAUGGACAAGAGUGUUGGUUUACAAAGCUACCUCCAGUGCUGACCUUUGAACUCUCAAGAUUCGAGUUCAAUCAGUCCCUUGGUCAACCAGAGAAAAUUCACAAUAAGCUGGAAUUUCCUCAGAUUAUUUAUAUAGACAGGUACAUGUAUAGGAGCAAAGAGCUUAUUCGAAGUAAGAGAGAAUGUAUUCGAAAGUUGAAGGAGGAAAUAAAAGUUCUGCAGCAAAAACUGGAAAGGUAUGUGAAGUAUGGCUCAGGCCCAGCUCGGUUCCCACUCCCGGACAUGUUGAAAUAUGUUAUUGAAUUUGCUAGUACAAAACCUGCCUCAGAAAGCUCUCCAUCUCCAAGUGACACACGGGUGACAUUACCACUUUCUUCAGUGCACUGUCCAGUUUCUGACCUGACGUCCAAGGAAAGUACAAGUACCGAAAGCUCUUCUCAGGAAGUUGAAAGUACCUUUUCUUCUCCUGAAGAUUCUCUACACAAGUCUGAGAGUGAGCCACUUACAUCUUCCCGGUCUGCCAUGGAAAUGCCCACACACCCUGCUCCUCGAACAGUCACAGAUGAGGAGAUAAACUUCGUUAAGACCUGCCUUCAGAGGUGGAGGAGUGAGAUUGAACAAGAUAUACAAGACUUAAAGAAUUGUAUUGCAAGCAGUACCCAGACUAUUGAGCAGAUGUAUUGUGAUCCUCUCCUUCGUCAGGUGCCUUACCGCUUGCAUGCAGUUCUUGUUCACGAAGGCCAAGCAAAUGCCGGACACUACUGGGCCUAUAUCUAUAACCAACCCCGACAGACCUGGCUCAAGUACAAUGACAUCUCCGUUACUGAAUCUUCCUGGGAAGAACUUGAAAGGGAUUCUUACGGAGGUCUGAGAAAUGUUAGUGCAUAUUGUCUGAUGUACAUUAACGACAAGCUUCCCCAUUUGAAUGCAGAGACAGCCUCAAAUGAAUCAGAUCAAAUGUUGGAAGAACUGGAAGCCCUGUCUGUUGAACUUAAGCGUUAUAUUCAGGAAGAUAACUGGAGGUUUGAGCAGGAAGUAGAGGAGUGGGAAGAAGAGCAGUCUUGCAAAAUUCCCCAAAUGGAAUCUUCCACCAACUCAACAUCACAGGAUUUCUCUACAUCACCAGAGCCUUCAGUGGCCUCUUGUCAUGGGGUUCGCUGUCUGUCAUCUGAGCAUGCUGUGAUUGCCAAGGAGCAGACUGCCCAGGCUAUUGCAAACACAGCACGUGCCUAUGAGAAGAGUGGUGUAGAAGCGGCGUUGAGUGAGCUUAAGGAAGCUGAACCCAAGAAGCCCAUGCCCCAGGAAGCAGACCUUGCAGAGCAGUCAGAACAGCCCCAAAAGGCUAAUGAAGCAGAGUCUGCUGCCCAGCCUAAUUCUGAGGUCUCUGAAGUCGAGAUUCCCAGUGUGGGAAGGAUUCUGGUUAGAUCUGAUGCAUAUGGAUAUAAUGAGGAGGUGAUGCUGAGCCCUGCCAUGCAAGGGGUCAUCCUGGCCAUAGCUAAAGCCCGCCAGACCUUUGACCGGGAUGGGUCUGAAGCAGGGCUUAUCAAGGCAUUCCAUGAGGAAUACUCCAGACUGUAUCAGCUUGCCAAGGAGACCCCCACCUCUCACAGUGAUCCUCGACUUCAGCAUGUCCUUGUCUACUUUUUCCAAAAUGAAGCACCCAAAAGGGUAGUAGAACGGACCCUUUUGGAACAAUUUGCUGAUAAAAAUCUUAGCUACGAUGAAAGAUCAAUCAGUAUUAUGAAGGUGGCGCAAGCUAAACUGAAGGAAAUUGGUCCAGAUGACAUGAAUAUGGAAGAGUACAAGAAGUGGCAUGAAGAUUAUAGUUUGUUUCGAAAGGUGUCUGUCUAUCUUCUAACAGGCCUGGAACUCUAUCAAAAAGGAAAGUACCAAGAGGCACUUUCGUACCUGGUGUAUGCCUACCAGAGCAAUGCUGCUCUGCUAACGAAGGGGCCCUGCCGGGGGGUGAAGGAAUCUGUGAUCGCUUUGUACCGAAGAAAAUGCCUUCUGGAGCUGAAUGCCAAAGCGGCUUCUCUCUUUGAAACAAAUGAUGAGCACUCUGUAACAGAGGGCAUUAGUGUCAUGAAUGAGUCGAUCAUUCCCUGUAUUCACCUUAUCAUUAAUAACGACAUCUCCAAGGAUGACCUGGAUGCCAUCGAGGUCAUGAGAAACCAUUGGUGCUCUUACCUUGGGCAAGAUAUUGCAGAAAACCUGCAGCAGUGCUUAGGGGAGUUCCUGCCAAGGCUUCUCGAUCCCUCUGCAGAAAUCAUCGUCCUGAAGGAGCCUCCGACUAUUCGGCCUAACUCUCCAUAUGACCUCUGUAGCCGGUUUGCAGCUGUCAUGGAGUCAAUUCAGGGGGUUUCAACUGUGACAGUGAAAUAAGUCCCUACAUGUUCAAGGCCCAUCCUGGUCUCUGGUUGCUUUUCUGUUGUACAGAAUUCCGUUGUCAUAAUGUUCACCUUGGGAAAGGGAUUAGGUGGACGAGCAAGAUUCAGAUCAAGACCCCAGCCAUGCUGUGUGUAUAUAGAAGGAUUAAAAAUAAAAUUGCACUUUUUAGGUACAGAAUUGUAAAAACUGUUUUACUAGAAAAAGCAGGAAGCAGUGUUUAAGAUAUUGAAUUAUGUCAGAAGACCUGAAAUGCCUUUGUACCUACAGGAAUGCUUGGGCUUUUCUAAGUCACUUGCCACUUUUUAAACUAUCCUUCGGGUCUUAAGUAUUUUUGACAGCAGAAUAGAAAAGUGAUUUCAUCAGAACCUGUAUCAGAUGAACAGCUCCUAGUUAUUUUAUCAAAUACUAAUGACAUUUAAAAACUCUUAACUGCAAGAGAUUAGAAAUAUAGACUUGGCCUGACUCCUGACAGGAGAUGACAAAAAAGGAUUGCUGUUGAACCACUGCCCUUUCACAUGUGGGUGGAAAAUGGGUCUACGUGGCAGUGAGAUGCUGAAAAGCCAAGAGAAUACCGCUUCAUCUUCCUUUCUUUUUCUGUCUUCUCCCUCUUUUAUUUUACAUUUUUAAAUAAACCAGAAAACCUCAUACUCAGUCCUGAGUUAAAGAAAGGAAAGCAUUAAGGACUUUAUAUAGAACAGCAUCAUGAAACUUGACUCAAGAUAGUGUUUUGAUAGUUGUUAAUCAUUUAGGUAACUUCUUAUAGCAUCGAUAAUUGUCAAAAACAGGUGUCUGAGGCUGCUGCUGGCCCAAAAGAAUGUUUUGACCCCUUCUCUCAUUUAAAAAAAUACGGAAUGUGGAUUUGUAGAAAGAAAAAAAUAUAUGUAUGUGUAUAUGUAGAGAGAGAAAUAUGCCCUGUUGACCAUUUUUAAAAGUCUCCUGAUUGGGUACUGUGAUUUUACCAAAUUUUAAAGAUUAAUGGAAGAAUGGUGGGAGGGAAGAAAACUGGUGUAACUAUGCAGAUUUUAUAAAUGUGCAAUAAAAGCAUUUGUUUUACCUUUGGUGUGUGAUAUGACUUUUUUUUUAAUGUAUUUUUACCAUUUUGGAAAUGACUGGACUCAGUAAUUAUGUAUCCUAAUAAUUUCUUUUAAAGAUGUCCAAAAUAUCCAACUUUUCCAAGCUGCUAUACCAACCACUCCAUCAUCUCUAACAUCAACUAUUUCCUCUCGCCUCAUUACUCUCCCUCCUGUCUUUGGAUUCCAUAAUUCACUGCUUAAGCAAUUGUAGAGGCAGGCAAGCCCCAAAUUCAUGGAUCC